Helicoverpa zea (corn earworm) is the source of this 1438-nucleotide messenger RNA. RefSeq lists its product as uncharacterized. Lineage: Eukaryota; Metazoa; Arthropoda; Insecta; Lepidoptera; Noctuidae. Gene Ontology annotation, cellular component: nucleus. The record is from RefSeq and is a predicted model, not a curated record. Bases 178 to 876 code for a protein of 232 amino acids. Gene Ontology annotation, molecular function: DNA-binding transcription factor activity, RNA polymerase II-specific; RNA polymerase II cis-regulatory region sequence-specific DNA binding; protein dimerization activity. Gene Ontology annotation, biological process: regulation of transcription by RNA polymerase II; mesoderm formation. The transcript has 4 exons.
CACAGGGCAGUCGUUUUCUCAAGAAAAGCUCCGAAUUUUCAACCUUAGCGUGUGUUUGAAUUGCCACGUUGGCAUAUGUAUAUUCUUGAGUUCCUAACAGUUUCCUACCAGAGCUAAACCUGCCUACUACUACUAGGUAAACAUAGGUCAUCAGAGAGAAUAUUUUGGAGCUACAAAAUGUACAGCCAAACAUACGAAGACGAGGCUCCUAUCCCCCUCAUAGCUAACUACACAGUUGUCAAAGAUGAUGAAGAGAAACGGGACCCAGAGGAUCGAGUCAUUCUAGAAAUAGGCCGCCAAGAUGAUAAGCCUAAAGAAGAACACACAUUCUCACAUAAGAAGUACGAUAAGACCAUUUCUCAUCAUAGAUCUUAUGUGUUAGAAGAUUAUGAACCAAGGAGGAUAUAUUUUAGACCACAUGAAUUGGAUCACAGCGCUGCAGAAGGCUCUAGAUUCUUCGAGCAAGACUACAGGGAUGCGGUCACGAUACCAGAUAUCGCCAACUCGGAAUCAUCCCUGGACUACUCACACGAAUCCCAGGAUACCUCUAAAUACGGCACUGAUGAUGCCAACCAAGACACCAUGCUGAAUUGGAAGGAGAGGGCCAUGCAGCUUGAGAAAGAAUACAAGAAAACUGCAUGCGAUCGAGAGCGGACUCGCAUGAGGGAUAUGAACCGCGCAUUCGAUCUGCUGCGCUCGAAGCUGCCAAUCACCAAGCCGUCUAAGAAGAAGUAUUCCAAAAUCGAGUGCCUUAGGAUAGCCAUUUGUUAUAUCAGACAUUUGGAGUAUAUGCUGGCAGGAGGAUCGGCAGCUGAAAACCCUGCCUUCUUCGAGCUUCACGCCUCGGACCUUAGAAGGAGGCAGCAGAGAUAUUAGCCAAUAUACCAUAGAGUAGAAUGCUACAAAAAUAAAAAUUUAGUCAGCUUUGUUCGGCUGCCUUUGACAAACAAAAAAAAAAGUGCAAUUCUUCAAAGACGUAUUUAUAUUUCUUUUUGACAAAAAGUAUAACAAUACAAUAAAUAAGAAUAUAUUUUUUAAAUACGUUCCUUGUAUUAUGCUUACCAUAAUUUGAAAUAUUAUCUGGUUCCGAUAUCAAGAAACCACUUUUUUACCUUACGAUAAGCACUAAACAUAACAACAGCUAUAUUUUACAUUUUUCAUAUUUCAGAGUCCAUUUAUACAAUGUUUUCAUAUCGAAACUUUUAACUCCUUCUGACAAUAUCACAAAAACUUUUUAAAGAAAAGAUGUUGGUGGUUGUUACCUUUUCUUACACAUUUGUACCAAAAUGAUGAACGUACCACUUUUACUUUACAUUAUAGGAACAUUUUGCUGUUACUAGUCUCGUUACAAUUCAACUGUGCACUUGUCAAUUUUGUGAACAAUACAAAACCUACUAAACCCUCGGCUUAUAUGAAUAUGGUAAUAUUUUUUAAAUCA